Molecule: messenger RNA, 4167 nt
Organism: Sorghum bicolor (sorghum)
Lineage: Eukaryota; Viridiplantae; Streptophyta; Magnoliopsida; Poales; Poaceae
Product: putative pentatricopeptide repeat-containing protein At5g09950
Exons: 4
Coding region: 44-3217 (1057 amino acids)
Biological process (GO): RNA modification
Molecular function (GO): RNA binding; zinc ion binding; protein binding
Source: RefSeq, a predicted model, not a curated record
UGCGAUACGGUAAAACCUCUUCCUUAGUUCCUUGUCGACACCCAUGCACCGGAAGCUCCCGCCAUUACCUCACCUCACACUCCGCUCCGCCUCUUCCUCUUCAGCCGCCGCAUCCGCUUCCCCGCCGCCGCCUAGACGCCUCCCUCCUCCCGUCCCACUGCGCGACCUCCUCGCUCACCGCCUCCCGCCGCCUCGCUCGCCGUCCUCACCUCCACCGCCGCGCCCUCACGCCGAUCUCGUCCUCCUGCUCCGCCGCCGCGGCGACGCCGCCAACUCUCCGGAAAACCUCCACGUCGAGCUCAUCAAGCGGGGGCUCAAUCAUGACCUCUUCUUAUCCAACCAUCUCGUCAACUCCUACGCCAAGGGCGCGCGCCUGGCUGCCGCGAGCCGGGUGUUCGACGAAAUGCCCCAGCGGAACGCCGUCUCCUGGACCUGCCUCCUCUCCGGGUACGUGCUGCAGGGCAUCACCGAAGAGGCCUUCCGGGUGUUCCGCGCCAUGCUGCGGGAGGUGGAGCCCGGGUGCAGGCCCACGUCCUUCACCUUCGGGACCUUGCUCCGGGCCUGCCAGGAUGGAGGACCCGACCGUCUGGGCUUCGCGACCCAGGUCCAUGGGCUGCUGUCGAAGACGGAAUAUGCGUCAAACACUACUGUGUGCAAUGCUCUGAUCUCAAUGUAUGGUAGCUGCACUGUUGGUCCACCGAUCCUAGCGCAGCGGGUGUUUGAUGGCACGCCGAUCAGGGACUUGAUCACAUGGAACGCAUUGAUGUCUGUUUAUGCUAAGAAAGGUGAUGUGGUUUCAACGUUCACUCUGUUCAUGGAUAUGCAGCGAGAAGAUUCCAGGAUUCAGCUGCGCCCAACAGAGCAUACCUUUGGCAGUUUGAUCACCGCCACGUCUCUGUCAUCAGGCAGCUCGGCUGUGCUUGACCAAGUAUUCGUGAGUGUGCUCAAAUCUGGCUGUUCUAGUGACCUCUACGUGGGGAGUGCUCUGGUUAGCGCUUUUGCGAGACAUGGCUUGAUUGAUGAAGCUAAGGACAUCUUUCUCAGUUUGAAAGAGAAGAAUGCAGUCACCUUAAAUGGAUUGAUAGUUGGCUUGGUCAAGCAACACUGCAGUGAAGAAGCAGUAAAGAUUUUUGUGGGGACAAGGAAUACUAUUGUUGUUAACGCAGAUACAUAUGUUGUGUUGCUCAGUGCCAUAGCUGAAUAUUCUAUACCUGAAGAAGGGCUGAGGAAAGGUAAGGAAGCCCAUGGGCAUAUGCUUAGAACUGGGCUUACUGAUCUGAAAAUUGCUGUUAGUAAUGGACUGGUUAAUAUGUAUGCCAAAUGUGGUGCCAUCGAUAGUGCCUCUAAAAUUUUUCAGCUAAUGGAAGCAACGGACAGGAUUUCCUGGAACACCAUCAUCUCAGCUCUUGAUCAGAAUGGUAACUGUGAAGAAGCAGUUAUGCAUUACUGUCUUAUGAGGCAAAGUUGCAUAAGCCCAUCAAAUUUUGCAGUAAUCAGUUCCUUGAGUUCAUGUGCAGGUUUGAAACUUUUAAGUGCUGGUCAGCAAGUGCAUUGUGAUGCUGUUAAGUGGGGUCUAGAUUUAGAUACUUCUGUUUCAAAUGUACUGGUUAAAAUGUAUGGAGAAUGUGGAGCUAUGUCAGAUUGCUGGAAGGUUUUCAACUCUAUGGCUGACCACGAUGAAGUUUCUUGGAACUCUAUGAUGGGUGUCAUGGCCAGUUCACAAGCACCUAUUUCUGAAACUGUCGAAGUUUUCAACAAUAUGAUGAGGGGUGGUUUGAUCCCAAAUAAAGUAACAUUUGUAAACUUACUUGCUGCUUUGUCUCCAUUGUCCGUUCUUGAAUUGGGGAAGCAGUUUCAUGCUGCAGUGCUGAAGCAUGGAGUUAUGGAUGACAAUGUGGUAGAUAAUGCCCUCAUAUCAUGUUAUGCGAAAUCAGGAGAUAUGAAUUCCUGUGAGCAUCUGUUUUCUAACAUGUCUGGCAGAAGGGAUGCCGUCUCGUGGAAUUCUAUGAUUUCAGGUUACAUCUACAAUGGCUAUCUACAGGAGGCUAUGGAUUGUGUAUGGCUUAUGCUACAUAGUGGCCAAAUCAUGGAUUGUUGCACUUUCUCCAUUAUACUAAAUGCAUGUGCUUCUGUGGCAGCAUUGGAGCGUGGAAUGGAGAUGCACGCUUUUGGUAUUAGGUCACACUUGGAAUCAGAUGUCGUGGUUGAGAGUGCUCUUGUUGAUAUGUACUCCAAGUGUGGUAGGGUGGAUUAUGCCUCUAAGCUUUUCAAUUCUAUGACUCAGAGGAAUGAAUUUUCAUGGAAUUCUAUGAUUUCUGGUUAUGCAAGACAUGGUCUUGGAAGGAAAGCCCUUGAAACAUUUGAGGAAAUGCUGCGCAGCAGAGAAAGUCCAGACCAUGUCACUUUUGUCAGCGUCCUAUCUGCAUGCAGUCAUGCUGGAUUGGUGGAAAGAGGAUUAGAAUACUUUGAAAUGAUGCCGGAUCAUGGUAUACUACCUCAGAUUGAACAUUAUUCUUGUGUCAUAGACCUUCUCGGUCGAGCUGGUAAGAUUGACAAGAUAAAGGAGUACAUACAAAGAAUGCCAAUGAAACCUAACGCUCUCAUAUGGAGGACUGUUUUAGUUGCUUGCCGACAGUCAAAAGACGGGUCUAAGAUUGAACUGGGGAGAGAAGCUUUAAGGGUGCUUUUGGAAAUAGAGCCUCAAAAUCCUGUAAACUAUGUUCUGGCAUCUAACUUUCAUGCAGCUACAGGAAUGUGGGAAGAUACAGCCAAAGCCCGAGCUGGAAUGAGGCAAGCGACAGUGAAAAAGGAGGCUGGUCGCAGUUGGGUAACCCUAAAUGAUGGAGUUCAUACUUUCAUGGCUGGUGAUAGAUCACAUCCAAACACCAAAGAAAUAUACGAAAAGCUGAAUUUUUUGAUACAGAAUAUAAGAAAUGCUGGUUAUAUUCCCCUGACAGAGUAUGCCUUGUAUGAUCUCGAAGAAGAAAACAAAGAGGAGCUGUUGAGGUAUCAUAGUGAGAAGCUAGCCAUUGCUUUCGUUCUGACUCGUUCCUCAAGUGGCCCAAUAAGAAUAAUGAAGAACCUUCGGGUUUGCGGAGAUUGUCACAUAGCCUUUAGAUACAUUUCUCAGAUGAUUAGCCGGCAAAUCAUUUUAAGGGAUUCUAUCCGAUUUCAUCAUUUCAAAGAUGGGAAGUGUUCUUGUGGAGAUUACUGGUAACUGAUCUGAAAGAAUGGUUCAGUACCAGUUCCUAAAUUUUCAGGUCAUACCACACUGCCAGAUGCUAGAUACAGACAUACUUGGGAAUACAAAUAUUUAGGUUUCACUUCAAGUUCACUAUGUGCUCUGCUGAGAGAUCGCAUUCAAAACAGAUCCUCAGAAUUCUGAUUGCGCAGUGGAAUUGGGGGCUAGUCGCAGUUUUGAACAUUGGCAUGAACAGGAUGAGGCAGCAGACAAAGAAAAGAGGAAAUGAGAUGCCGAGGAGAUGGAUGAUGCAAUGAAAGAGUUGGAAAAUAGAGCAAUGGAUUCAAAGCACUAAAGCAGGAUAUGGACAUUCUUGCUGCUUUGGAAGAGAUGUGGUCCAUGAAGGUUGGAUCUAGUUCUAGGCCACUCAUGCUGGUGUCUCUGUUGACCAGAUGCUUGAAAUUUUGAAGCGUUCGGCCCAUGAGAAGGAGGGAAAAGCAAUUGCAGAGCUUGAUAAAGAAGUUUAUCAAAUCGACCACUUUUCGAGUAAUUCUCUGUCUCUGGAUCGCAGUGCCAAUUAAUGCCAUCAUGCAUAACUUCUGCAUGGAGGGUGUUACCUUUGAAACUGCACCUUUUUAAGUGUUUCCAAUUAAAGCAUCUCCUUUUGACUUGUGAUCCUAUUGCUUAAGCUAGAUGAACCAGGAUAGAACAAUACAUAUUGACAUCAUAAUGUAGCAAUGUCAAUCUACAUACGUUGUUAUUUAUCUGAAAGCACGUACUAUUAUUGGCAUUUGGCAACUUGUAAUUGUUCAUGAGUAUUAGAGAUAAACCUUUUUUCCCACUGUGUAACCCAGUAAAUCCUACAGUGUUGUCCUCCCGUGUAAUCCAGGUAACUAAUCGAAGAAAACUGGAAAUUGAGAUUGAUGUCCAUCCAAACAGGACGCACAAUGAAAACCAAGUCAAACAACGCGCAAGAUAAAAUUUUC